This is a messenger RNA of Anolis sagrei ordinatus, 6311 nucleotides long. It is a transcript of the gene EDEM3, whose product is annotated as ER degradation enhancing alpha-mannosidase like protein 3. The record is from RefSeq and is a predicted model, not a curated record. Gene Ontology annotation, biological process: endoplasmic reticulum mannose trimming; carbohydrate metabolic process; mannose trimming involved in glycoprotein ERAD pathway. Lineage: Eukaryota; Metazoa; Chordata; Lepidosauria; Squamata; Anolidae. Gene Ontology annotation, cellular component: endoplasmic reticulum; membrane. Gene Ontology annotation, molecular function: mannosyl-oligosaccharide 1,2-alpha-mannosidase activity; calcium ion binding.
UUGGCUACAUCGGAGGGCGGGGCAGCUGAAGGAGCGAAGGGCCGGUCCCUUCUCGCGGCGGCGGCGGCGGCGCGUCAGCUCCUGAGGGGAUGGGACCGCGCGGGGCCUAGCAGGGCAGCUGCUGCCAUGACCGGAGCAGUGCCCGGGGCCCAGGGAAGGAGCGGCGACGCCCCGGCAGGCCGCCGCUGCCCCGGCUGGAGGCUGCUGGCCUUGGGCCUCCUCUCCGCUUCCUCGGUGCUGGCGGCGGCGCCCGCUGGGCAGGCCAUGGGCCGGGAGGAGAAGCGCCGCCUCGGGAAUCAAGUAAUAGAAAUGUUUGAUCAUGCCUAUAGUAAUUAUAUGGAACAUGCCUAUCCAGCUGAUGAACUCAUGCCUUUAACUUGUCGUGGAAGAGUUCGAGGUCAAGAACCAAGUCGUGGGGAUGUGGAUGAUGCCUUGGGAAAAUUUUCACUGACGCUGAUUGAUACUUUGGACACUCUUGUGGUGUUAAAUAAGACCAAAGAGUUUGAAGAUGCUGUUACAAAAGUGAUCAGAGAUGUUAAUUUAGACAAUGAUAUUGUAGUAUCAGUGUUUGAAACCAACAUCAGAGUCCUUGGGGGACUUUUAGGUGGGCAUUCAGUAGCAAUUAUGCUCAAAGAGAAAGGUGAAGUUAUGCAGUGGUACAACGGGGAACUUCUCCAUAUGGCAAAACUUCUGGGCUACAAGCUUCUUCCAGCUUUUAACACCACCAGUGGUCUCCCAUAUCCAAGAGUGAACUUAAAAUUUGGCGUAAGGAGUCCAGAGGCACGGACAGGAACAGAAACUGAUACCUGCACGGCUUGUGCUGGUACCUUGAUCUUAGAGUUUGCUGCUUUGAGCCGCUUCACAGGGGCAUCAAUAUUUGAGGAAUAUGCAAGGAAAGCACUUGACUUUCUUUGGGAGAAAAGGCAACGCAGCAGCAAUUUAGUGGGAGUCACUAUCAAUAUUCAUACCGGUGACUGGGUCCGCAAAGAUAGUGGAGUUGGAGCAGGAAUAGAUUCAUAUUAUGAAUAUUUAUUAAAGGCAUACGUCUUACUUGGUGAUGACAGUUUUCUGGAAAGAUUUAACACGCAUUAUGAUGCCAUAAUGAGAUACAUUAGCCAGCCACCUCUCCUGCUUGAUGUGCAUAUACACAAACCAAUGCUGAAUGCUCGGACGUGGAUGGAUUCGUUACUAGCAUUUUUCCCAGGUUUACAGGUGCUGAAAGGUGAUAUUAGACCAGCUAUAGAGACUCAUGAAAUGCUGUAUCAGGUGAUAAAGAAGCAUAACUUUCUUCCAGAGGCUUUCACUACAGACUUUCGAGUUCAUUGGGCUCAGCACCCUCUCCGGCCAGAAUUUGCAGAGAGUACAUAUUUCUUGUACAAAGCCACUGGAGAUCCCUACUACCUAGAAGUAGGAAAAACACUAAUUGAGAACUUAAAUAAAUAUGCACGUGUGCCUUGUGGAUUUGCUGCUAUGAAGGAUGUUCGUACUGGAAGCCACGAAGACAGGAUGGAUUCUUUUUUCUUAGCUGAAAUGUUCAAAUAUUUAUAUUUGCUCUUUACUGAAAAGGAAGACCUGACUUUUGAUAUAGAAGAUUAUAUCUUUACUACAGAGGCUCACUUACUACCUCUUUGGCUGUCUACUACAAACCAAACCGCACCUAGGAAAAAUAUUACAACAGAAUACACAGAGCUGGAUGAUAGUAACUUUGACUGGACCUGCCCUAACACCCAAAUCCUAUUUCCCAAUGAUCCUAUGUAUGCGCAGAGUAUCAGGGAACCUCUAAAAAAUGUGGUGGACAAGAGCUGUCCCAGAAGUGUCUCAAGAGUGGAAGAAAGUUUGAGUAAUGGACCCAAGCCCCCACUGAGAGCCAGGGAUUUCAUGGCCAGCAAUCCUGAGCACUUAGAAAUAUUGAAGAAAAUGGGAGUCAGCUUGAUUCAUCUCAAAGACGGAAGAGUCCAGUUGGUGCAACAUGCGAUCCAGGCAACAAGUUCCCUUGAUGCUGAAGAUGGUUUACGAUUCAUGCAAGAAAUGAUUGAGCUAUCCAGUCAACAACAGAAAGAGCAGCAACUACCUCCUCGUGCCGUUCAGAUAGUUUCCCAUCCAUUUUUUGGCAGAGUAGUCCUGACAGCCGGGCCUGCACAGUUUGGGAUGGACCUGUCCAAACACAAAUCAGGGACAAGAGGAUUUGUUGCAGUCAGUAAACCAUAUAAUGGAUGCUCUGAGAUCACCAAUCCUGACUCACUGAAGAAUAAAAUUGCUUUGAUGCAAAGAGGGCAGUGCAUGUUUGCGGAAAAAGCACGCAACAUCCAAAAAGCAGGGGCCAUAGGUGGCAUAGUUAUUGAUGACAAUGAAGGCAGCAGCAGCGACACGGCUCCCCUCUUCCAAAUGGCAGGUGAUGGCAAGAAUACAGAUGACAUCACCAUCCCCAUGUUGUUCCUCUUUAAUAAAGAAGGCAGUAUUAUUCUUGAUGCCAUCCAGGAAUACGAAGCAGUAGAAGUGUUGCUUUCCGAUAAAGCAAAAGACAGAGCAACUAUAUUUAAAGAUAAAAUGAUUCCAAACUACAUUAUUGAUAGCAAUUUGGAAAUGGAAAGUAUGGAUCAGAAGUCAUCAGACAACGACUCUCAUAAUGAGAGGUCGGAAGAAAUCUCAACAGAUUUGAACUUGGUGCCUCAAGAUCCCGAAGAAGAAGGUGGCUUGAGUUCACACGCAGAGUUGGACAGCAGCCGUGUUCCUCUUCCGGAUGAGGAUUCUUGUAUCCCCAAACUACAAGAAACUAGUAGUAACAAUCCAGUGUCAGAAUUGGAUAAUCCAAUUGAGGAACAAUCCAAUAUUGAGACAGAUUCCAAUCCCAGCAAUAGCUGGGAUAAUAAGGGCCAGUCUAUGGACUCAAUAUUAGCUGAUUGGAAUGAAGACAUAGAAGCAUUUGAAAUGAUGGAAAAGGAUGAACUAUAAUUUGAAAUAAUGUGCACACCGGACUACGAAGUGGCGAACUUUGUGGAGGAUCGUGAGGCCCUGAAAAUUAAAUGGAAUUGUUCGGUGUUGUGACAGCUAGCCAGGUUCGAUCGGCACAAGCCAGCAUGUGUUGUAAUUUUUUUUUGUUUGAUUUCCCUGUUUUUUAAAAAAUGGGAAAGUGCAAUUGAUCCAUUGGCAGGGUUCCUUUGCAUGGUUCCGUAACGCAGGACAUCCGUUUGGGGAAGGAGCUUCUUUCCUCCCAUGUCCGGAUUGUUGUGAGAUUGCUUGCCUUAGCCUCACAGAGUCUCUGUGGUGAAUAGUGGCAUGUCGUCUCGGCGCGUGAAGGCUCCAGGCCAGCUGUGGCAUCGGCACUGUUUCGAGGGCCUAUACUGUAUCGCAAAAGCCUUUACGAAGACAUGGUGGAAGGUACUUCAGGCUGUUGUGCCUUUACAAUGAGGGCAGAACAACAGGCAACUGUGAUUUGUCCGGUGCCACUUAAUAAUCGGAAGUGUGCUGUAUCUCCUUAUCACUUCUUCCAUUUAUUGCUUUGAAGAAUGACUAAAACAACAUGGAUUCCCCCCCCCCCCCCUUUUAGGUUCCUAAUUCAAGUCAAAAUAGUUUGUAAACCAAAGGUAAUGUCUCUAAAAAUAUAAUUUUAAAAACUUGAAUCUAGGUCAGUGAUGGGCAAUCUUUUGAGCUUGGUGUGUCAAAAUUUUCCAAAAGCCUGAGCAUAACUUGGGUAGAGUGUCACUUCGAGAAAAAAAACAUAAAUUUGCAAUAUUUAUAGUUUAAAUAAGAAAAAUGUAUAAUCCAUGUUGAGUUAUGCUCAAGCGUGCAGAUGUUAAACUUGCAGAGCCUUUUACAAAUUUAAGGAUGGAAUUAGAUUGGCUCUUAGAAGGUGUAUUUCUCUGUAUGUGGCCGCAUAAAAGAGUGUCAUCAAAAAUAGCCAUGCGUGUCAGUGCUGAAACGCGUGUCAUAGGUUCACCAUCACGGAUCUAGGUAUUGGGGGUGGACCUCUUUUUUUUACACUCCCGUCAAUUUGAAAUUUCAGCAUUCAGUCAAAACUAGCAUCCUAGCAGUUUCUGGAAAGGUAGCAAAGCGUUCUGUGUGGAGAUUGGACUAGUUUUAUUUCAAAGCCUUAUAUCAGUACCAUCCUUAUUACUGCACACAACAUUUCUUGUGUCUCCCCUUUGGACAAAAGGGCCAGUCUCUUUGUUACCUAAAAAUAAUGUGUCCCUAGCGUAGUGUGAAGUCAAAGAAAAACUGGUAUCACAUGUAGAUUCUUUCUAACUUGUAGUAGGAGUUCUAGCAAUCAUGUCGAAUAAUGUCUUAAGUUUAAAAUGAGGAUCCUUUUGAAAAACUCAAAUGUAGCAGAAAGAUUGAUUAAAAAAAUAGUGGUGGCUAAAGCAAGACUUCCAGACUUUGCUUAUUUAUAUCCAGUCAUUAAUUAGUUUCAUUUUUUAUCGUUUUUUGUUCCUGCUGUUUGCAUUAGGAAAUUUCACAUGGCAACGUUGUGUGCUUUGCCUCGUUCAGGCACUUUAUGUACAACUGGUUUUAGCGAAGGAGUAACAGGAUGUGCCACGUAAGGAAGGGAAGCAAGAAUGUUUUGGGGAUGGAUUGUUGUGUCCCUCUUUAGGACCCUUGUCUUUCCAGGUUUUUGGACCCUCUGAUGUAGCACUUUACUUUCCCAUAGAAGUGAAUGAUAACCAUUGACUGCAUAUGACACAAAGUGAAGUAAUAUAUGUAUGAUGCCACUUCUGUAUCAGCCAAAUCCUGUUAAAUCAGAAGCUGAAGUGCAAUGCUAGUUCUUUUCCUCAGAUGUUCCCGAUUCUUUCUUGGUUCUCUAUCAUGAGUUAAAAUGGGUGAAAAUAUACAUUGGCAUUGGCAUCUUUCUGAGAUCAUGCUAGUCAGGCUCUUGUGCAGAAAGUGAGCUGAAAACAGUGAUGAAUCUUUAACAGAUAAGUGUCCUUCUGACUUUUUUCACAUUUUUUUUUAUUUGCACAUGUUAUAAAUCUUAGAUCUUUGUUGAGGGACUCUGAGUUGAGUUGUAUUUGGUCUUCGGGCUCGGUUUGUAGAGGUUGCAAUAUUCCUCCAUGGGAUUUGAACAAGGGUUUCUCUGAAGUGUCCUUUAGUAGCUCAGGCCCAGAUCGAGAGAAUGUUUGUUUCCGUGUCCUCACAAAAGCUCCAACAGUUUGGGGCCAAGCAUAUGUAACGCACUACAUUUACGUUAGUCUUGUAAAAAUUGCAAAUCAGUAGUUCUGCAUGUUGCGAGUACUAGUGCCACUCAAGCUUUCUUAAAAAAUAUUUACUCUGAUGUAGCCUAACUUGUCAAUCAACUUAUUUUCUUUAGGCCUUGAGGGGAAAAAAUGCUCAUUUGGUGUUUUCUAGUAAAAGUGAUUCUCUAAAUAUCUUCACAAAACAUUUUAGGCAGAACUAUCCUGGCUUGAUACAACCACCACUAAAUUUCCAUUCCUUCCUACCAAUAAUUUAUUAAGAGUUUGCACUACUUGCUACUACUUGUACAUAGUCCACAAGGUGGGAGUUUCGGUUGUCGGGGAUUGAGCAUGUGCAAGUGGUUUUAAGUUUUUGUAAUUGAUUUCAGGGAUUGUUGAAAGACUCCCUUGCCAUUCGAAAGGAGCAUCCGGAAGGUGGUAGUCUACCUCAGAUAUAGGUUGCCCUUGUUUUGAUACCUUAGUUCUUCAUCACAGCCAUAAGCUUGUUUCACAAUAACGAAAGGUUUACAUGUCAUCAAUUAGAUUUGAAAAUGGUGUUUAGGAAGGAGAUUAUGUAAUUAUGAAUCAAUGUCUUCAUAUCACAGCAGAAACCCUUUUUGGACAGGCGUUGCCUUGCACCUGUUAGGUGAGGCGUGUAAGUCUUAGGCUCUGGCACACCUCCACCCCCAAGGAGAACGUAAUCCAGGACCUGGCGUAAUCAUGGGUCCAUCUUGGAUUUUUCUGCACCUGCAUGCCUUGGGUGCCUCUUUUGAUGGGGUUCCUUAGAGCAGAUGCAUAGAGAUCCCGGGAUCCCCUGCCGCCAGGACAGUUGAGGGGUCAUUCUGUGAAUGCAUACCGUACAUCCAGAUUUUUUAAGACUUUUUACCAGCCCAAUUUACAGCCAUAUAUUUUCUUAUGAUGUAAUUUAUGAAAAGUCUAAAGGGGUGCUGUAACACUACUGUUGUGGGGUUUUUAAUGUCUGGUGAUUUAAGGUGUGUACAAAAUUCCUAAGGGCAACUGUGUACUGUGAUGUAAAAGUCUGAGCUCAAAAUGUACAUAAUCUUUGUAUAUAAAAUUGUGUACUUGAUUAUAAUUACUGAUUGUAAAGAUUUAAUAAAACAUGUAAAUAUUCUGGUCAGAAUACAA